AAACUUUGGUCAUUUACUAGACCAAACGUCGAGGUAACUUUACUACAAACCUUUUUUUUUAUUUUUGCCGGAUUCUAGUGGAUUCGGCACAAAUCAUGUACGGACGGCUACACAUGUCAAGUCUCUCAUAUCCUGACCUCGCUGAGGCGGUCGUAAAAACAGGCCCAUUCCCUAAACUAACUAAACGUGCCCACAUCUUCAGGUACUUGGUAGAUGCAACUAUCUGCAUAAACCUCUUUGGCUCUUGCAGUGUGUACUCAGUGAUAAUAGCUCGAACUAUAAAACAAAUACUGGAGAAAGCGAAUCUAGUAGGAGAGGAAAGCAUACGGAUCUACAUUGCCUGCAUGAUCAUUCCCUUAGUUCUCAUCGCCAUGAUUUUGACUUUGAAGUACCUGGCGCCAUUUUCUAUUGUAGGGAACAUAUUACUGUUGAUUUUGGCUUUCUCCACGAUAUACUUCGGAUCGAAAGCUGCCACCAAAUCCCCUACAGAGUUCCCUCUUAUCAAGGACGCUGAGGGUUUCUUCGAGUUUCUAGGCGUUUGCGUGUUCAGUAUGGAAGGAAUGGGCGUAGUGCUUCCAAUCGAGAACCAUAUGAGGGAACCGAAGAAAUUCCCUAGAGUGCUGUGUAUGGGCAUGUCGGUGGUGAUUGGCAUUGUGGCAGUAAUUGGAUUUUUCGGCUAUUGGGGUUAUGGCGAGAAGUCUGUUACUCCUAUCACUAUGAAUUUUCCUUGGGAAAUUUACCCGAUCAUUCUAAGAAGCAGUUUGGCCCUGGUUGUCUACAUUACAUUCGCUCUCAACUUCUGGGCUCCCUUUAACUUGGUGUGGUUCUAUAUCAAGGUCAAAUACAACCCGGACAAGUACUGGUGUGUGGAGCGGAUCUACAGAGCUAUCAUAGUGAUCGGGCUUAUUCUGCUCGCCAUAGCGUUCCCGAAUAUCAACGCUUUUAUGGGAUUCUUGGGCUCAUUUUGCAUCUCGCUGUUGGGUUUCUUGUUCCCGUCGUUCAUCGAGCUGGCAGUCAAAUGGAACGACCCAGGUUUGGGCGCCUGCAAAUGGCGGCUGUAUAAGUUCGGCGCCGUGUUCGGCUUCGGGGUGUUCUUGUGUAUACUGGGAACAUAUUCCAAUGUCAAGAGCUUGGUUACUUCCAACGAGUAGAUUGAAAAGUCGUUCGAAUUUUACAAAAUCAACACAAGGGUAACGGCUACAGUAUUUGAAAAAUCCUAUAAAUUAAGUACUGUCAAAUAUAUUUGAACUUGUACUUGCAAUGUGGAUAAUCAGAAUAAAAAAAUCAACACAUCAACAUACCAGCUCAAAUCAACAAAAUCCUUUGGAUUUUUAAAUAAUGUACCUAUCUAAUGUGCUUAAGGAUAAAUGAUUUGCAUGUUACUGAUACUUGUUUAUGCUUAUUUAUGUAAGUGUGUAAAUAAAACAAUAUUUAAUAUUUACAAUAA
Molecule: messenger RNA, 1447 nt
Organism: Cydia pomonella (codling moth)
Lineage: Eukaryota; Metazoa; Arthropoda; Insecta; Lepidoptera; Tortricidae
Product: proton-coupled amino acid transporter-like protein pathetic
Exons: 6
Coding region: 96-1151 (351 amino acids)
Biological process (GO): amino acid transmembrane transport
Cellular component (GO): vacuolar membrane
Molecular function (GO): amino acid transmembrane transporter activity
Source: RefSeq, a predicted model, not a curated record